Fraxinus pennsylvanica is the source of this 393-nucleotide messenger RNA. NCBI's taxonomy places the organism in Eukaryota, Viridiplantae, Streptophyta, Magnoliopsida, Lamiales, Oleaceae. The record is from the annotation of a GenBank genome assembly.
AUGCAAGAAGCACUUGCAGUCAUGGCCGCACAAACAGUUCUGUAUUCAACACCCCACCACUCUCUUCUCCCUCUUUCAUUCAGUCCCACCAUUUCCACCACCUCUUCGGCAUCACUCCCACUUACUUCCUCCUUCCACGGCCUCUCUCUCAAAGCCACCACCCGCCUAUACUUGUCCUCCUCGGCCUCCGCCGCACCGAAGCCUCUGGCCGUCGUUUCCUCCGCUACCAAGAAGGCAGUUGCCGUCCUCAAGGGCACCUCCAGCGUCGAAGGCGUUGUCACUCUCACCCAAGAAGCUGAAGGUCCAACUACUGUAAAUGUUCGUGUGACUGGACUUACACCGGGUAAACAUGGAUUUCAUCUAGUGAGUAUUAUUGGUGUUAUUAAAUUUUAA